CGAAGCCGUCCUUUGAUGUUUCUUUAUUGAGUCAGAAAGCAAGGAAAGAUUUUCCGAAGGGUAACAAUUUUCUGUAUUAACGAAAUUGCGGCAAGAUCGCAAGACAUGUCUUCCUCAUACACGGUCUUUUUUGACAAGUACUGGGUCAACACUAGUUUGACGGUGAUGAUAGUUUAUGCCAUCGUAUCGUCGUUCACGGUCUUCGCGAAUUUGCUUCUCUGUGUGGCAUUUUAUAAAGAUCCCUUCGGUGAACUAAGGACUGUGCAGAAUUACUAUAUUCUCAAUUUGGGAAUCGCUGAUCUUAUCAUGGGCGUUAUUUCAGAACCUCUGAUGGUGGUAACUUACUGGAAUAGUCACAGCCUUAUAUAUUUCAUUCAUUAUUUGUUCGCUAUCAUCUCCGCAUCGUGUUCUUUACUGAACAUCACAGCGCUCUCUAUAAUCCGCUAUUUUGCCGUGAAGCAGCCCUUUCAAACGCAGAGCAUCGUUAACAAACGGAACGUGUUGAUAAGUAUUGGUGUUAUGUGGGUAACAGCCAUUCACUAUCCCAUGCUUCUCGUUCUUGGAUGGAGAGAAAAAGCAUUUCAGCUGUAUUUGUAUGUUUGCGGUUGCAUUAUCCCUACUAUAGUCUUUCUUGUGGCUUAUUUUCUGGUAUACCGCACGCUACAUCGCCAUACAAUUUCGUUAAAGCAUCUGGAACAGGGGAAAAGUCUGGCUCUCAGUAACGCUCUGCGUACAGAAAGAGCGGCGACACGAACAGUUUUGCUGGUCCUUGUCGUAUUUCUGAGUCUAUGGAUUCCUUUUUUGAUCAUAGACUUCGCCGUUGUUCAAUGUCCUAACUGCAGAACCGCUAAAUUUCAUCUUGCUCGGGAUAUUACUCUUUCGCUUGUUUACUUCAGUAGCGGGAUAAAUCCGCUAAUAUAUGCCUGGCGGGUUAAGACGUUCCGAAGGGCGUUUAUCCGUGUACUGGGUCUUCAAAAGCCUAUAGAAAGGAGCGUUUGUUUUUGGAAGAGGAUCUCCACAUCUGAGGCUUCCCUACGUUUCCGUGUUGACAGCUCUGACAAAAAAUCUAGGACAACGGAUUUAGGCGUGAAAUCAGAAUCAGAUGAUGUCAGUGUAGGUCGCGUUAAUGAAGCAUUAGAGUUGAGUUAGACUUUUUUUUUUAAAACAAAACCCAAGAUAUCUUAUGAACAGUCGAUUAGAGAGUUUUUAUGUCAUUUCCUGGGAGGCUCCAGGCCUAAAGAAAAAAAAACAUUCUACUCUUUUGUUUCGCAUUGAGAAUCACACGAUAGAGACAGGUGCAAUAUUUUUUCCUUUUUUUAACGGUGUAUUUAGCAAAUCUCUGUGGGUUAUGUAACAAACAGCAGAAAUCUGAUAUCAACUUUCGACAUAGUCGCGAAGCCCAAUGUACAUGGCAAUUGAAAAUAGUAUGCUGUUGUUAAGCGCGCAGCCUCUGAUGCUAGGAAAAUUACGAUAGUGUUGAUGAAAGCUGUUAUUAAAUGCGUUGGUCAAGAGAAAAGCCGUUUGACUAGAAAACUAGUUAAACAAACGCAAAUGAUGAAAAGACAAAAAAGUGAAAGUUCCUUGUGUGAUCGGUGCCGAAGAUAUUUCGUAAUUCACCUAACAUUUACCUUGCCAUUUA
Molecule: messenger RNA, 1639 nt
Organism: Pocillopora damicornis (cauliflower coral)
Lineage: Eukaryota; Metazoa; Cnidaria; Anthozoa; Scleractinia; Pocilloporidae
Product: alpha-1B adrenergic receptor
Biological process (GO): G protein-coupled receptor signaling pathway
Cellular component (GO): plasma membrane
Molecular function (GO): G protein-coupled receptor activity
Source: RefSeq, a predicted model, not a curated record